Alternaria triticimaculans is the source of this 1302-nucleotide messenger RNA. RefSeq lists its product as uncharacterized. The transcript is spliced from 2 exons. The record is from RefSeq and is a predicted model, not a curated record. NCBI's taxonomy places the organism in Eukaryota, Fungi, Ascomycota, Dothideomycetes, Pleosporales, Pleosporaceae. Bases 1 to 1302 code for a protein of 433 amino acids.
AUGGUGACCACAAGAAACAAAAACUAUACCUACGACAACGUCCCCCAGGAACAAGGCCGAAUGGGGGCAGCAACAGAGUCACUCGAUGAUCGGCGAGCAAGGCAGGCGCACCUUCUCCUUUCGAAGCACUACGAGCCCGUCAUCUCUGAGGUACUCAACGAAGAAAUACCCAAGUACAAGAAUGGCACUACCAUCAGUGCAACAGACCGUGUGAAGUAUAUACGAGAAUGCGCGCGAAUACUCGCUUCAGAACCGCCCAUACUGCUAGCGGCAGUCGACGGCGACUUGGUGCGCCGCAUGCGGACUGAUCCUGAUUUGAAGCGAGAAUACGACCUCAUCUGCAAGAAUGCAGCAAAGCAGCCGUCCAUAUACAUACACCAAUUCGCAGACCUGAAUGGUAUUCCACCUACUCCUAAUCAAAUGCUCAUCAUCUGUAAUUGGAUAGCCGACUACGUAGCCGAUAAUCUGGCAGAAGGCAAAUCUUACGAGCACUUCUGGCAAAUAGACAACGUCUCACCGGGAAGACCGCUGAUUGCCCGGCAAAACUCUGCCAAAGGCUACCGUAAGUAUCUCUACACGACACAUUCCAGUCGAUCAAAGAAGCGUGUCGGUACCCUCGAACUUUUCUGUCAAGGUACCCAGAAACGUUGGCAGGAGACGUCAGCAUCACUACGCGAUACACCCCUUCGAUAUCCUCUUGGGGAGUGUGGAUAUUCUGAAAACUCGGAAAAUCGCCUGAAAGAGCACCGGCAACGGAAGUCAUCCAACUACAUAAUGAACCUAGUCGAGGACAUAUCCACCCACCUCCACAACAUCGGCAUAUUUGAACAACACUUCACAAUGCACCAGUAUAUUGUCUAUCUCAUCGACCGACGGGAACAAGUAGAGAUUGCGGAGAUCUUUUGCUCCGCAUUACUUCGAGUGUGGGUGAGUAGCGGCGGUGGUUUCAACUCGUACCCUGCUGGGCUUAGCGUCAACUCUUCGAAGAAGGUCAGCAAUAUAGACUGGGCUUCGUACGAGAUGAACACCACCUUGCACUCCCCCAUCGCCGAAAACAUGAGGAUGCAGCAGCUCAGAGCAGAUGAAUACCGACAAGCACUGGAGUGGACAAAUGACAACACUGUAGACUCGGAGACGAGAGAGCCAGCAAGCCAAGAAGAAGAGUGCAUUGACCUGUAUGGCCACUCUUUCAUAUCAAACCAGAAAGACCGUAUCUCGCUACCAAACACGACGAUCGGGUGCAAUGCAGGCAAAUCUGCAACGUCGCUUCUCGAAGGCCACUAUCUCAACCUCCUGCAUUAA